Gavialis gangeticus (Gharial) is the source of this 3824-nucleotide messenger RNA. RefSeq names its product glucocorticoid induced 1 (gene GLCCI1). Lineage: Eukaryota; Metazoa; Chordata; Crocodylia; Gavialidae. The transcript is spliced from 8 exons. The annotation marks the transcript as partial. Gene Ontology annotation, cellular component: cytoplasm. The record is from RefSeq and is a predicted model, not a curated record.
GGCCGGCUGAAGGGCAGGCAGCGGCGCUCGCCGGACAGCAGCCGGAGGAGCGGCUCGCCUGAGAGACGGAGCCCCAGCUCCCCCGGGCCCCGAGUGGAUAGGCCAAAAUCCCAGCAAGUUCGAACCUCUGGUACCAUAAGGCGAACCUCUUCUCUGGACACAAUAACAGGACCUUACCUCACAGGACAAUGGCCACGUGAUCCCCAUGUACACUAUCCUUCAUGUAUGAAAGAUAAAGCUACUCAGACACCUACCUGUUGGGCAGAAGAAGGAUCAGAAAAGCGAUCGCAUCAACGGUCAGCUUCAUGGGGGAGUGCUGAUCAACUAAAAGAGCAGAUUGCCAAAUUGAGGCAGCAGCUCCAACGCAGUAAACAGAGCAGUCGUCAUAGUAAAGAGAAAGAACGUCAGUCUCCUCUCCAUGGCAACCAUAUAGCAAUCAGUCAGACUCAGGCUUCUAUCUCAAGGUCAGUCCCUAUGCCACUGUCGAACAUUUCAGUGCCAAAAUCAACCAUUUCACGUGUGCCGUGUAAUGUAGAAGGAAUAAGUCCUGAAUUAGAAAAAGUGUUCAUUAAAGAAAACAGUGGGAAGGAAGAAGUAUCUAAGCCCUUGGAUAUACCUGAUGGUCGAAGAGCACCUUUACCAGCUCACUAUCGUAGCAGUAGCACACGUAGCAUUGAUACACAGACUCCAUCUGUUCAAGAACGCAGCAGUAGCUGCAGCAGCCAUUCACCAUGUGUUUCACCUUUUUGCCCUCCUGAAUCUCAGGAUGGGAGUCCAUGCUCAACAGAAGAUUUACUGUAUGACCGGGAUAAAGACAGUGGGAGUAGCUCACCGUUGCCCAAGUAUGCCUCAUCUCCCAAACCAAACAACAGCUACAUGUUCAAACGAGAGCCCCCAGAGGGAUGUGAGCGAGUGAAGGUCUUUGAGGAAAUGUCGUCUCGUCAGCCUGUCUCAGCCCCUCUCUUUUCAUGCCCUGACAAAAACAAGGUUAAUUUCAUCCCGACCGGAUCAGCUUUCUGUCCUGUAAAACUUCUGGGUCCCCUACUACCUGCUUCUGACCUGACGCUCAAGAACUCUCCAAGUUCUGGUCAAAGCACAGCUUUGAGCACUCUGACUGUUGAGCAGCUUUCAUCUCGGGUCUCUUUCUCAUCUCUGUCAGAUGACACCAGCACAAUGGACUGUACAGAGGUCUCAGUACAACAGCCAUCCCAACAGCAGCAACCGCUUUUGCAGGACCUUCAGACUGAAGAACACUCCUCUCCUCAAAGCUAUGCGUUAAUUUAGAUCAUGGUGGAGCAGGCCUCUGCCCUUAAACAAGGAUUGGGGAUAGCUCAAAUACAUCUGCAUGGAGUGGCAACCUUUUUCAGAACAAAACAAAAUACUUAUCAGCAUCUUAAAAAUAUCUAAACACUGUUGUUGGCAGGGACAGAACUCAUAGCGUUCUUUGGUUUUGUUUUUCUUUUUUUCUGUGAAAAAGCAGUAAUGCCUGCAGAACUCAUGUAUCAUUAAGCAUUUUAAGUGGAGACUAUGCAUUUCAUAGUAUGUUUGACCAGAUUAGUACUGUGUCCUGUGUUCUGUUUCAGAUUCUACAGUAUAAAUAAGCUCUAUAUCAAAAAAAAAGUUGCCUGUCUGAAUAGAAAAUGUCUUGCUGUGUUGUGUCCUAUGGAAAAUACUGUACUUCAGGAUUAUGUUUACAAUUGAUCCAGGUGUUUGUUUCUAACUUCUGUAAUACAUACAAUGCAAAAAAAAAUGGCCACAACAGUUGCACAGUGCCCACCCUAUGGCCUAGCUUCAGGUACUUCUCUCGAAGUCUAAACUCAGGUAACUUGGAAUGUAUAUCAUAUUGGGAUAUAAAAUAUUUUACAGCUAAAAAUCUAAAGAGGGAACAUCACUCUUUUGCCUUUCCUUAUUUUAUGCAUUAAUAUUUCCUCAUUACAUUCCACUUUCUUGGAAUAAGUGCUUUCAAAUCCAGGAGAAUGAUUACCCUGGACGUGGGUGAACAUGAGGAGAACCAGCAAAUCUGUGAUGUACAUCACUUUCUCAUGUGGUUACAAGUAAAACAACUGUUGCAUUUAUCGUCAUUUCAAUAUAUGUGAAAUGUGGCAUAUAAAAGGUUUCAGGUGUUGCUCAGUUAAUGACUGUUAAGCUGUUGCAAUUAAAGUGUUCAGUACUAGGCUGUACAUAAGAAACAUUCCACGUUGUAUGUGAAGGGAUCUUAAAUGACAAGAAUGUUUUUUUCUUUUGUUUGUUUAACUUCAGAAAAUUCUUUCAGGUUUCACAGGGGGUGAUGGGGAUUUCCUUUCAUGUUCGUGUUGGCAGUUCAGGAUGUGAAAUGCUACUGUUACCAUCUAAACGUUGAAUUAAUGUUUAGUUUCUCUUUUGGAAAUGUUCAUUCAUUUGCUGGUUGGAGAAUAAGUUUUCAGGUUUUAUCCGUGUUUAGAUGAGCAGCGUUUUAUUUGUAUAAUUAGUGAAUAAUUGUACUUUGGGAUUAAACAUCUAUUAAAAAUACCAAAGUAGCAAAUGGAUGUUUGAAAGAGGGGAAUAAUAGUUUUACAUCCACGUUACCUAAUCAAAGCAUCUCAUAGCACCCUCAGUUACUUAGGUUAUUAUGUAUAACGUUUUUGCGGUUGAAAGCGGGGUUGGAAGGCCUGGUAAGAUUGUCUUGGGUCUGUAGGCUGGACACUUUCUUAAAAUAGUACAUGGCAGUCAACAGUUUAGUAUUAGUCCUUUUAUUGUACUGGAACUUCAAGACCAUUGAUUUCAGAGCUCAUUUUCUGUGAUACAUGAGGACCCCAAAGGCUCAAUAAACUUGAUAUUCUUACUCCAUUGUUUUCAGAUCAGUGGAAUUAGGCUUAUGUUGUGUGUUAUAAAAAGCUAUGGUGCAGUCUUACCAGGAACUGAAGCAAGAUAAGCAGCCUUCAGCUACUGCAGCUCACAAACUCACUCCAUUGUUGGUUGGUUUGUGUUUUGUUUUGUUUCUCCCGUUUGAGGAAGAGUUGGGGAAAAGAGUAAGAAAGCACCACCAAUAACUACUGAGGAAAUAUGGGGAAAUAUAUACUGCACUUGUGUAUUCUUUUGAAACAAAGCAGCCCAAUUCUCAUCUUAUUACUAAAGGCUUUGGUAAUGUUCUGUUACAAGGUGUAAGCCUACACUGUCUAAAAUGGUCAGGGUUGUGACUGUAAGGUGUAGAGGUGAAGGAGUGAAAUGAGAAAGGUCCUCCUUUAUUUGACCUUUUUUUUUCAUGAAGAAACUUGGAAACACUCACACAGCAACAGCCAUCUUUAACCUUACUAAUCUCAGGCCUUGGUGAAAACACUAUAUAUUUUGUAGAUUGAAGUUAAAGGGAAAAAAAUACUUGUUCUGUGACGUAUAUAAAAAUUGCUCGUAACCUUUUACCUUCUAGUUUUAACAUUGCAGUAUGACAACCUUUUAUGCUUUGGUUGUGUCCAAAUAUGAAACUAGUUUCAGUUGUUGGUGUUAAGAUACCAGACAGAUACAAUAAGUGGUUUUUAGAUCAGCAAUGAACUCUGACGUACAAUAUUUACAAUGACAUUCCAUGUUCAUUUUGUUUUCCCAUGAGAAACUAAAUAUUAAUUAUAUUACACAUUUGUUCUUAGCAUAUUUGAAGGUUUUGAACCAAAUGUGUUGAAGCUAAUGCUUUGCCAUGUAAAUUUCCCAGCAGUUGAUCUCAAUUGUAUCCUAAAUGCAGCUGUAGAAAGUUGUCAAAUAUUGUUUAAAGUUUUGUACAUAGUUGUACUGUUAUUUCUAGCCACUGUGCUGAACAGUAUUCAAGUUAUCACACAAUAUUGCUUUACACAAGGAAA